This is a messenger RNA of Paramacrobiotus metropolitanus, 2027 nucleotides long. RefSeq lists its product as uncharacterized. The record is from RefSeq and is a predicted model, not a curated record. Bases 620 to 1990 code for a protein of 456 amino acids. The transcript is spliced from 3 exons. NCBI's taxonomy places the organism in Eukaryota, Metazoa, Tardigrada, Eutardigrada, Parachela, Macrobiotidae.
UCCUCUUCAAGCAUUUUUGCAAAUCGCUUAAUUUCCUUGUUUCACUUUUUGCAAAACGUGACGUUUUCGCCCAGCAACCCUACGGAAACACAGAACAGUAGUUUCUUCCGGGAUGUCGUUUGUCAUUCUGCUUAUGGUUAUCGGCUUUGUCCGCGGCCUCCCCAAUCCUGGAUGCCACUAUCAUGAGCAGUCGUAUCCAUAUCACCAACUGGUGUGUACUAAGAACAGUUUAAUAUUCCCUCUUACAUUUAUGGUUGAUUCCAUUCCGCAACAAGUCCGGAAUAUCUAUCUCAGUUGUCACGCUUCCAAAUCCCAGCGACCGUUUGAUUACUGUAACGUAGUAAACGAUGACAUGUCACCCUUGCCAUUCCGGAGACACUUACAAAAUGUCUGAUUGCAAAGAUUCACCGCAGCGAACGGUGGAAAAAUUCCCAUUGACAAACUCUUGUUUAAUAACAGACAUAUCAUUACAAAGCUUCGGAUUCAUUACUCGAGAAUCGGUUCUAUUGAUCGCGGUUAUUUUGCCGGUUUUGGAAAGCUGCAGCUGCUCGAGCUCCAGCAUAACGAUAUUACCGGUAUCAGUAUUGAUGCUUUUGACAGUUUAGCCGGAGAAAGGUCUAUGAAACCGUCGCUGGCGGAUCUGUAUUUGGAUGAUAACGCAUUGGAAACGUUCGAUUGGGGAGCGCUGUAUCCAUUAAGACACACGUUGACACAACUUCAUCUGGAUGACCAGAAACCGAAAAUGCAUUCCUUAACACUUAGUGGCAGGGCCUUUAAUACAUCGAUUCAGCACUUGUAUAUUCAAGACAAUUCGCUGAAGUCUGUUCCCAUUGGUGUACUGGACAGCAUUGGCUGGAACUCCUUUAUUCCGGCUUCACUAAAUAUCGCACGCAAUGCUUUCUGUGAAGGAUUUACUGAUUGUAGCUGCUGUGAAAUGGCGUAUUUAGUAUCUUGGGCUAAAAAAAUUACUUUGAUGGAAAGGCCUUCCGGCGUCUACACCUCCGUCACGCUGUCCUGUGGAUCACAGUCAGACCUCAUAUCCAUAAAUCGCGAAAAAUUUCACAUAGUGCCAGACUGGUUUGACCACUGUGACACAGCAAUCACCACUGUCAUAACAUCCAGUACAGGCAUCCCGAAAUCGGCAACCCGCAUAUCCACAUAUGCAGGCGCCAGCAACCACAAUUCCAGCGCACUUUGCCGCGAAACUAAACCAAUUGAAAUAAACUGUUCAUCUGGUCGUUUGACGAUACCCGAACCAGAUCUGUCACGUGCUGAAGGCACCGUUAUCACCUUCCGCAUCGAUCGCUCAUUUGGAUGCAUAAGUAAACUGUACAACCUCCACACCAUGGCGCUAGAACUGUUCAAUGUCUCGGAGCAAACCGGUAUCCAGCAACAUCCGCACGAAGAGAUUAACGUAGAUUGUAUCAGUGGACUGCCCACUAUCAGCUCAACCGACCCCGAAAAUUCGCACGCCCGCCAGCUCACUUUUCGCUCCGAUUUUACCAGCGAAUGCUUUCCGAAAUUUACCGAAUUUCUCAACCACAUCCAUAUCAACAUCGUAACAGAUGACAACAUGUAUUCUGUGGCGACAGGAAACGCUGAGCACGAGCUCUUGGACCCAAUGUGGAGAACCUGUGGAAACAUCGUGACCGCAAACUGCACCGAGGGAACGUUUGUGUUCUCCCACAUCCAGUAUAUCGCCCUACUAGCGGAUGGCGUGGUUAUCCGCAUCGACCAGUCGUUCGACUGUCGGAGCACUCUGGUGGCUAUUCAUGAGCACAUUCUGGCCCAGGAGAUGACCGUUGUGCAACCACGACCCCCUGAGCCAUUGCCCAAGUCGAUUGCGGUUGUGUGCAGUAAAGGUCACGUGUUGGUAUCCGAAGGUCAUCCGCGACGGUCGAAGAAGACGAUCAUAGAAUACUCAGCCAAGCCAAGCAAGUUCUGCCGCGCUACAUUCCAAAAGUUUAUGGAGUACUUGUUUGGAUUAUAACCGAUUUACAAAGCAUGCAUGCCGUUGCCGUCAACAU